AUGGACCCUUUACACCACUGGACCCCUCACAUCACUGGACCCUUUACACCACUGGACCCUUCACACCACUGGACCCUUCACACCACUGGACCCUUUACACCAAUGGACCCUUUACACCGCUGGACCCUUUACACCAAUGGACCCUGCACACCACUGGACCCCUCACAUCACUGGACUCUUCACACACCACUGGACACGAGUGGGGCCAGGUACUCCCAGCCACCUGUACCCACUCCCAGCCACCUGUACCCACUGCCAGCCACCUGUACCCACUCCUGUACCCACUGCCAGCCACCUGUACCCACUGCCAGCCACCUGUACCCACUACCAGCCACCUGUACCCACUCCAGCAGCCACCGGUACCCACUCCCAGCCACCUGUACCCACUCCCAGCCACCUGUACCCACUGCCAGCCACCUGUACCCACUGCCAGCCACCUGUACCCACUGCCAGCCACCUGUACCCACUCCCAGCCACCUGUACCCACUCCCAGCCACCUGUACCCACUGCCAGCCACCUGUACCCACUGCCAGCCACCUGUACCCACUGCCAGCCACCUGUACCCACUCCCAGCCACCUGUACCCACUCCCAGCCACCUGUACCCACUCCCAGCCACCUGUACCCACACCCAGCCACCAGUACCCACUGCCAGCCACCUGUACCCACUGCCAGCCACCUGUACCCACUCCCAGCCACCUGUACCCACUGCCAGCCACCUGUACCCACUGCCAGCCACCUGUACCCACUCCCAGCCACCUGUACCCACUGCCAGCCACCUGUACCCACUGUACCCACUGCCAGCUACCUGUACCCAGCCACCUGUACCCACUGCCAGCCACCUGUACCCACUCCCAGCCACCUGUACCAGCCACCUGUACCCACUCCCAGCCACCUGUACCCACUCCCAGCCACCUGUACCCACUCCAGCCACCUGUACCCACUGCCAGCCACCUGUACCCACUGCCAGCCUCCUGUACCCACUGCCAGCCUCCUGUACCCACUGCCAGCCACCUGUACCCACUCCCAGCCACCUGUACCCACCACCUGUACCCACUGCCAGCCACCUGUACCCACUGCCAGCCACCUGUACCCACUGCCAGCCACCUGUACCCACUCCCAGCCACCUGUACCCACUGCCAGCCACCUGUACCCACUCCCAGCCACCUGUACCCACUGCCCCAGCCACCUGUACCCACUGCCAGCCACCUGUACCCACUGCCAGCCACCUGUACCCACUGCCAGCCACCUGUACCCACUGCCAGCCACCUGUACCCACUGCCAGCCACCUGUACCCACUGCCAGCCACCUGUACCCACUGCCAGCCACCUGUACCCACUGCCAGCCACCUGUACCCACUCCCAGCCACCUGUACCCACUACCAGCCACCUGUACCCACUCCCAGCCACCUGUACCCACUGCCAGCCACCUGUACCCACUGCCAGCCACCUGUACCCACUGCCAGCCACCUGUACCCACUGCCAGCCACCUGUACCCACUGCCAGCCACCUGUACCCACUGCCAGCCACCUGUACCCACUCCCAGCCACCUGUACCCACUCCCAGCCACCUGUGACGUGUAAUAAUACCGACGUAGCGUGCCGGCAUUAA
Messenger RNA from Procambarus clarkii (red swamp crayfish), 1608 nucleotides. NCBI's taxonomy places the organism in Eukaryota, Metazoa, Arthropoda, Malacostraca, Decapoda, Cambaridae. The record is from RefSeq and is a predicted model, not a curated record.